This is a messenger RNA of Trichophyton verrucosum HKI 0517, 2139 nucleotides long. RefSeq names its product universal stress protein family domain protein. Bases 1 to 2139 code for a protein of 712 amino acids. The record is from RefSeq and is a predicted model, not a curated record. Lineage: Eukaryota; Fungi; Ascomycota; Eurotiomycetes; Onygenales; Arthrodermataceae. The transcript has 6 exons.
AUGACAAACUGCACCCGACUCAUAACAUUCCACUGCCUGAAGAAGACGGACAAAGACGAGGACGAGACUAAAGACGCUGUUCGCUGUUUGAAACCACCAGACAGACGGACCUUGCUAUUCAACGCUGGAGAACCGCCUGCGUUCACGAUCCAUCCAGUUCAACACUUCGAGGACAGACGCAGCACUGCGGGAACGAUCAACAGCCAGCUCAAGGAAGAGCAGCUUGAGGAGACUACCAUCUCCACCGCCUCCAAGUCUGCUAGCGAUAUACACGCUAUGCGUUUGUGUUGGUUUGCUUGCAUAACGCUUCUAAAUUCCAGAGUUCGAGAUGUGGGUGCCCCGGCCCGCUGCGAACAAAGAUCGACGCCCCUUGUCAAACCAGUGCCUUACCUGGUUGAGAUAUAUAAUUUCUACAUAUACCUUCAUUAUCUUUUCCUUUGGCGAACCUUGAGCUUUGAAUGCGUUUCUCUGGCCGAUGAAUCGCCUGACCAUUACCUCGCCUAUAACCGUGGAGUCUCCUUUGAUACCUUCGACAACAGAGAUGCCACCGAAUUCUCGUUGACGUUGAACUACAAACAUAAAGAUUACAGGAAUACGCGCCGCAGUCGGACCUUCCUUUGCGGCACUGACCAGAACGAUUAUUCGGACUUUGCUCUGGAAUGGCUUAUCGACGAACUGGUAGACGACGGAGAUGAGGUUGUUUGUCUACGGGUUGUGGACAAAGACUCUAAGAUUGCGAGUGAUUCCGGUGUUGAAGAAGGCAGAUAUAGACAGGAGGCAGAGAAGCUACUUUCGCAGGUGAUUGCAAAGAAUAAACACGAUGAGAAGGCCAUAAGUUUGGUCAUGGAACUUGCGGUUGGUAAGGUUCAGGAGAUCAUUCAGCGGAUGGGUCUACUUCCUGGUUCUGUAUCGAAAUACUGUCUGCAACAAUCGCCUAUUCCCGUCAUAGUUGUGAGGCCAUCGAGUAAGCGGGAAAAGAAGAAGCAAAAACGUUUGGCUGCCGACCCCGCCAGAAAGAGUUACAGUCAAUUUUUGAAGAUGAGUGAGUCCCGAGGGGGCUUGGGCAUUGAUAGUUCACCCAGUGGGAAUAGCAGCACUUCCAAACUUCCUGGCGAAGAGGAAGAGACAGGCGAGCCUUCAACCGUAGCCAACACCAUUAUAGCUUCCUCCACCAAUGGAGACACCGAGGAGAAUGGCCAUGAUCCCCAGUCUUCUACGCCAAAGGGCUCCUCCGGCGAUGCCGGUAACGACGAUGAUGACGACGACAAUAACGCGGCCGGAACCAGAAGAAAUUCUACUGUCACGGAAAUUGAAUCACCUCUAAAAAGCCCGUCUUGUCCUGUCCUGGAGAGCCCCAACAUGAGCGCUAAUGAAGAUGAAGAGGACGUUGAAGACGAGGAUGAUGAUAACGAUGGAGGUGAAGGUGAUAUUACCUACACAGAUACAAGUUCUCGGUUGACUUCUGCAACGUCGAUUGCAGAUACAGACUCCAAGGGCGAUUCAGCGGAGGAGACAUCCGCAUCUCAGUGUGGUGAUACACCAACAAACAUGGAAAGCAAGGAUCGUACGAGCAAUAGCAAUGGCAGUGCGGAUGAGACCCAGGAUGGUGGUAGUAACAUCGACCUGCCUAAUUAUGAUCCUGCAAAUCCUAGCUCCACUGAGGAUUCUGCCUUAGCUCAUGUCCCCGACCUUGCUGGACAAUCAGUUGAUAAGUCGUCAGCAUCAGGGGCAACAUACCAUCGCCACAAAUCACUUGCUGGAUUGGUUAUAUUUCCAAGUUUCGCAACAACUCAUACAUUGAUGGCCCUACACCCGACCAUCACUCCGAUAUACAUACUGCGCUGGCUUCCACCCUCUAGUUGGAUACAAGAUCCAAAUGCCCCCUCCUCUCCUCAAGUCAAGGUUUUUUCUCUCCUGCAGGCAUCAUCAGAUGCUAACCCCUUAGCUCGACGCUCCACGUCCUCUGGUUUUGUUCUCUUCCCACGUAAUGCAACUGUGCAAUUUUGGCGUUCAGAUGGCCGGGAAUUGAUGCCGGUUAUCCAGGCUGGUUGUUUCUCUCUUUUCUUUUUCUUCUUUUUCUUUUGUUUCUAUGAAUUUUCUGUAGGAAAUUUAAGCCUUUAUUUCCAUUUCGCUCCGUAA